UUCUCAGCAGUAGAAGGAAUAGUGCAAAUAACAAAAGAACAAGGUGAAGGAGCCCUUGCAGCUGUCUGCAGUGAACUAGAUACACCUAAGUUUACUCCAGUGGAACUUGCAUUUCUUGCAGAGUAUGAGAAGACAAUGAGCCCAGUUGCAAAGGCACUUGAUGUUCUCCAGGGAGAAACCAGUGUGCAGAUGGGAUGGUUGGUCCCCACCAUAACUCUCCUAAGGACCAAGCUCCAGCACCUUCAAGUCUCCUCCAAGUUCUGUGAGCCUUUGAUCGCUGCACUUGUUUCAGGCCUUGAAAAACGCUUCGGCGAGAUGCUUGCAGAUCCAGAGCUGAUAGCCGCAGCCAUUCUAGUUACCAAAUUUAAGACCUGCUGGACAAGUGACGAAAAUAUCCUCAAACUUGGUCUUGACUAUAUCAGAAGCCACUUGGACUGUCAGGCCGAGAAUCCCGUCAGCGAAGGCUCCCACUCCUCUGAGGAAGAGGACUUCUUUUCCUCCUUGAAGAAGACCGGCCCUGUUGAAAGGACCCAGCAGUUGGAUGCGUACCUGGGCUGCCCCGGAGACACGGUAGAGCUACUCAAGUCCUUCCCCGCUGUGUGCCAGCUAUCACUGAAGCUUAAUACGGCACUCCCUGCCUCAGCAGCAUGUGGAAGACUGUUUAGUGUUGCAGGGCUGAUCUUCAGGCCAAGAAGAGCCUGCAUUGGCUCAAAGAACUUUGAGAACCAGUUGCUUUUGCGGCUGAACCAAGCCUAUUGGUAA
Molecule: messenger RNA, 762 nt
Organism: Cololabis saira (Pacific saury)
Lineage: Eukaryota; Metazoa; Chordata; Actinopteri; Beloniformes; Belonidae
Exons: 3
Coding region: 136-762 (208 amino acids)
Source: RefSeq, a predicted model, not a curated record